Messenger RNA from Harpia harpyja (harpy eagle), 1355 nucleotides. It is a transcript of the gene NFKBIB, whose product is annotated as NFKB inhibitor beta. Gene Ontology annotation, molecular function: protein binding. Gene Ontology annotation, cellular component: cytosol. Gene Ontology annotation, biological process: cellular response to lipopolysaccharide; signal transduction. The record is from RefSeq and is a predicted model, not a curated record. NCBI's taxonomy places the organism in Eukaryota, Metazoa, Chordata, Aves, Accipitriformes, Accipitridae.
GUGUGAGGACUACGGAUUCCAGCAGGCCCCGCGCGGCCGCCAUCGCUGGGCCCAGCGGGGAUUUCCUGGGACGGCGGCGGCGACCCUAUGGCGGAGCGAGUCUGAGCGCAGCCCGGCCCGGCAUGGCGGCCGCGGAGGCGGCGCCGCCCCCCGGUGAGGUGAAGCGGCCUGAGGGCGAUGAGUGGUGCGACAGUGGCCUGGGCUCGCUGGGCGAGGGGCAACUGGGGCUGCUGCCCGCCAGCCCCGGGCCUGCCAGCCCCGACCCCGAGCAGCCCGGUCUGGCUCUGGGUCCCGUCACGGCGGCUGUAGGUGCCGUCCGCCUCGCUGAGCCCCCCGAGGAGGAGGAGGAGGAGGCGGCGGCGGCGGCGUCGUCGCCGCCGCCGGUGGCCGCCGUGGAGGCCGCGACCUGGCUGCGGCAUGUCCUGGGCUUCCUCACCGAGGACGGCGACACGGCCCUGCACUUGGCCGUCAUCCAUGAGCAUGAGGCUUUCCUGGACUCCAUCCUGCAGUACACGGGUGGCACCGAGUACCUGGACCUGCAGAACGAUCUGGGGCAGACAGCACUGCACAUUGCCGUCAUCCUGGGCCUGUCAGGCUUCGUGCAGAAGCUGCAGGCAGCUGGCGCAGGGCUGUGCGUGCAGGAGCGGGGGGGGCACACGCCGUUGCACCUCGCCUGCCGUGAGGGACGCCGGGGCUGUGCCCGCCACCUACUCGACCCCCCCGGACCCCCCCCGGUGCCCCGUGACGAAGAGGCGCGUGCCCAGCUUGACAGCGUCAACUAUGACGGUUACACCCCCCUCCACGUUGCUGUCCUCCGCAAAGACCUGGAGAUGGUGGAGCUGCUGCUGAGCGCCGGCGCCGACCUCAACAAGGCGGAACCUAGCUGUGGCCGCAGCCCCCUGCACCUGGCGGUGGAGGUGCAGAGCCCUGAGGUGGCCGAGUGCCUGCUGCGUGCUGGUGCUGACCCUGCUGCCCGCAUGUACGUGGGGUACACCCCCCUCUACAGUGCCCGCCACCGCCCCAACCCCCGCCUGCCCCAGCUGCUGCGGGACUUCGGGGCGCAGGAGCCCCCCGGGGACUCCGAGGAUAGCCCCGAUGAGGGCGACAACAGCGAUGAGGAAUACGACGAUAUCGUCAUCAACAGCAGGCGCUGCAUGGACUGAUGGGCCCCCCGACCCCUGCCUGGCCCCCCCCAAGUCUCUCCCUAUUUAUCUGGGGGCUCCCAAUGCCGUUGGCUGGACUUUGGGGGAGCCCCCGCUCCCCCCACCCCAAACCCUGCCACCCCCUGCCACCCCCUCCCCGCAGUCCCGGUUGUAGCGUAGAGAAUUUAUAUCAGUUGUUGUAAAAUAAAGAGG